Sparassis crispa is the source of this 936-nucleotide messenger RNA. RefSeq lists its product as hypothetical. The record is from RefSeq and is a predicted model, not a curated record. Lineage: Eukaryota; Fungi; Basidiomycota; Agaricomycetes; Polyporales; Sparassidaceae. Bases 1 to 936 code for a protein of 311 amino acids. The transcript is spliced from 2 exons.
AUGGCGUCUAGCUCAGUACUUUUCCCAAAACGUGGGGACAUUUGGCUCCAAGCAGUUUUCGAUAAACCACGGAUCGAGUAUCCAUCGGACUUUCUGUCUUUUCUUAAGGCCACAGAGCUGGCCAGUGGCAUUUGGCAGUGCAGCCAUGAAGAUUCCCUGUGCAAUCUCGAUGCAUGUUUCAAGCACCUUGAGCCGGCCAAGAACUGGACGUGCAACUGCUUCAGUAGCACAAUGCAGCUCAUUUUGAAUGCAAUGAAAGAUGUCGCCAAGGAUCGUCUCAAUUCCAUUCGUACCAGACCGUGGCAACCUAAACAAGAUCAGUCCGAGACAAAGCCUAUCACUUUGGGCACGGAAAUGGCGCACAUGUUCUCGUCUUUAAAUCAUCACACACAAGCUGUGGCAAAGGCUGAACUCUUGCCUUGGAUGAUGUCCAUGGUCCUGGUCAGCCAUACGAAACAAGGGCACGUCAAGAUGGUCACACCAGUUUUGAUGAACGCUUCCAAGGCUUUAGUCAAUAAUUCCGAUACACGCAAGGAGAACCUUGAGGUGGAAACAGGAGUUACGCUGGUCAAGCAGAUCGAGGAUACAGCCACCCAUCUGGCUAAGUUGAAGGAGCUGAAGCAACGCACGGAGAAGGAAAAGGGAGCCGAGGCACCACCCGCUGACAGUAGCAAGGAAGAAAACCAGCAGGUCGAUGUUAGGACUUCGGCUCCCCCCAAGCAACUCGUGGAGGUCAAUGACACUGAGUCCGAACCCGAGGAACUCGAGCUUGUGAUCCCUACUCCGUUGCCGGAGAUUAAGAAACAAGGAUCUUCUGUCACUGCACAGCCGACUACACCGUUGAAGUCAGGGCGCGAGCGGGCCGCAAAUGCACCUGACAAACCAGCAAAGCGCUCGCGGAAGCGCAAUGGUGCCAUAAUGAUUGGGGAAUCUUAG